This is a messenger RNA of Armigeres subalbatus, 6229 nucleotides long. RefSeq names its product synaptic vesicle glycoprotein 2B-like. The record is from RefSeq and is a predicted model, not a curated record. NCBI's taxonomy places the organism in Eukaryota, Metazoa, Arthropoda, Insecta, Diptera, Culicidae. The transcript is spliced from 7 exons. Gene Ontology annotation, biological process: transmembrane transport. Gene Ontology annotation, cellular component: membrane. The coding region runs from base 267 to 2240 and encodes 657 amino acids. Gene Ontology annotation, molecular function: transmembrane transporter activity.
AUGGAGUAAGCAAUUUGCUCACGGUGUAUUUCCGAAAGAUUAAGCUAUUAAAAGGCAAAACAGAUCCGUUUUAUAUUACAAGAAAUAGUAACCGGAAAUAGUAAAACGUCUGCGGGCUAUGAAGUGAACAGAUGAAAUCGUAAUAUGAUGGUGUAAUGGAAUAGUAUCACUGGAUAGCAUACCACAAAGAAACAACACAUCGAACUCAUUCAAUAGUUGUUCGAAAUUUGUCCUUUUCAACGUCCAAAUGAGAUUAUGUGAGUACGAUGUCCGACGAUUCAGAAGAGGCUUGCUUGGUUAGACCCAGAUCACCUUCAUUGUCGGGUGCUCCAGCCGGCACAAUGCAGUACACGCACGGACUUACGGAUUCCCAUCUGCAAGCGCAUAAUAAUAACAACAACAGCAAUCACCAUUCCACCCACAGUCAGGGCUCCCACUCGACGGCACGGGGUUCCCAGUCGGAGUCUGGCGAGCUAAUUGAUUACAGUGACGAUGUUAUACUUAGCCAGUUCCACGCGGACGCGAUUAAACAAGCAGGUUUCGGAAAAUUCCAACUAAUUGCUUCCAUAAUAGCUGGACUAGGUCUAGCAGGUCAUGCCAUCCAAGUGUACGCGGUAUUCUACAUUAUUCCCUCGGCAGAAGUGGAGUACUGCAUUUUAGAUACAGAGAAAAGCUGGUUAGGCUCAAUAACACUUCUAGGGAUGGCUUUAGGGGCAUUACUAUGGGGAGGACUUGCUGGACGUGCGGGAAGGAGAAAGUCUCUCCUUAGUUGUCUUGGCGUUUGCGGUGUUUUCUCGGUGAUAGCCGCUUUUAUGCCAACUUACGGCCCUUUUAUGAUGGCCAGAUUUUGCGCUGCUGCAGGAAUUGGCGGAGCCCUGCCAACAGCUUCGGUGUAUUUAUGCGAGCUAACUCCGGUCAAUUUCAGAGCACGGAUCUUAGGUCUUUUGGGAGCCUUUGGAGUGGCCGGAGGGUUAGUGGCUGGAGCAAUUGCUACUAGUACGGUUCCUGGAACUGGGCAACAGGUGGUGCUUGAAAACAAGGAACAUUUUAGUGCUUGGCAUCGUUAUCUGCUACUUAGCACACUGCCAACAUUUGCUUCUAUUCUUGGUCUUUUUUGGUUACCUGAAUCUCCACGGUAUUUAUUGGAGAACUCUCGAGAAGUGGAAGCAUUAACCAUAUAUCAGAAAAUUUACCAAAACAAUCGAACACGAGGAGGAUACUCUCUGACUGAGCUUGAACUACCUGGCACAAGAACACAUCGGAAUCUUCCCACAUCAGUAUUACAAGAAAUGGCAACUAGUGUGGCUCUAUUUUUCGGCAGCUUCUUUCAACUGUUCAAUGUGGUCAACAUAAAAAGAACUUUACUACUGUUUGCUGCUUGGACUGCCACUAUUUUCAUAUAUCAUGGACUUACAAUUUAUAUAGCAGAGUACUCAAAAAGCACCGAAUCGGAAAACUAUUACCGAAACACGAUCAACAAAGACAACAUGUCCUUUGAGAACGCAGAUUUCAACAAGUCAAUAGAAAACAUUAUCUACACAAAUUGCCGCUUCGUUAACUGCACCUUCAGGAGAAUGUUCAUAAGCCACGUGACUUUCAAUAACUGUACUUUCCUCGACACUGAGUUCACAAAUGUGAAAACUAGUCGGACCCAGUUCAAAUUCAGCACGUUGGAAAAUAUUGGACUCAUUGACACGGAUUUGACUGAACGCCAUUUCGUUGAUUGUGUCACCCAUAACAUAACAACGAUACGAUUAUUCUCAACAUGUGAUCGAGACUUCGAAUACAACAUCUACUUGGACGCAUUGUGGGAAUCGCACUUUGGUGCAUUGCUGCCUGGUAUGGUAUUAAUGAUUUUAGUUGGCGAAGGGUGUCAUCGGUUUGGCCGAAGCAGAACAGCAACGCUGUGUUUCGGGUUUGCAAUCAGCUUGACCAUAACGUUUGCAUUCUUGUAUCAUGACCUUCAAGUGGUUUGGACAGCAGGUUCAGCACAAGGACUGAUGUUGGCAGGAAUUGCAGCGUUGACGUUGUUGGCGAUAGAAAGCUAUACCACAAAUUUGAGAUGCACAGCAGUUGGAUUUUUCGUCUGUGGUGGGCACAUCGGAGCCCUCAUGGGAGCUCCACUUUAUGCAGCAUUUCCGGUGACAUCUUCAAAAGUAGCAGCAAUAAUCUCGACUAUCUUUCUAAGUGUUCCCAUUUCAUCGGCCAUUAUACUUAAGGACCCCUGCCUGCUUCUAUGAGUAAAGCAACAAUCCUUUUCCAUGCAGCACCACGACCUUCAGAGGGCUAUCAAUGAUCGACUAAAUACGUAUAGCGAAAGUAUGUGUUUCAUAUGAAGCAUUGGCGAAGGAUUUGCGUUUGUGGCAAAUUGUGAUAUUAUCAUUAUUGUUAACUUUGUUUUAGUUAUUUCACUGGAUAUUGUUAUAGUGUAUUGCUUAUUGUAUUUGUUUGUUAUGAGCAUAUAUUUCGCAGUUGAUAAUCAGAGCAAUUGAUCCUUCCUAUGAAUGUAUGUAAAUCCAAGCUUGCGUGAAAAUAGCUUUUUAUAAACCUCUCCCGGUUAAUAGUAGUAUAAGAUUUGAAAAAGGCAAAUGAUAGAUCAUAAUGAUAGAAGAAACAAGACAAAAAUCGUUUAUUGACAAACAUAAUUUAUUAUGGGUAUACUCUCCUAGAUGUUGCAAACAUACGAUAUCUGAUUAUUAUGUUUGAUCUAAACAGCUUGGAUAUUUUUUUUUAGUAAUUUCUAAGCACGUCCGAAUAAUAAUAUUUUAAAUAUUUUAUUUUAUCUAUUUACUUUGACCAUCGUUUAAUCUGUAGUUUUUUUACAUGGAAUAUUUUUCUUAUAUUUGUACAUACUUUUACAUGAGAAGCUUUCAAUGAUAAUAAUCAUCAUGCAAUCUUGCAUUUAUCGAAAGGGCUUGUUCAGUUAAAUAUUCGAUAUUUAUCAAGCGUGUAAACUAAAAACCAAAAUGAAGUGAACGACAUCGAUUACAAGCAAUUUUUGGAAUAUAAUAGGCAUCAUAAUCAAAUUAUCAACCAGAAAUGUAAUUAAAUUAGUGCAGUCCAAAGUCCAAACAAAAAGUUUUUUCUGCUUAGUUUCGUUAGAAUGAAAAAUUUGCAAGGGAGCCGAGAAAAUCUUUCGAUUACCUUAAAAAUCUUAACAAUAAAGUUCAACUACUAAACCAUGCAGCUCCAGAAAUCCUAUUUAGGACUACAACUCACUACUACUAAAACUCCUAUGGAAUCUCUUGUAAACCAAAGAUAUUUUAUAGACCUUGAAAAAGGUUAUCCUCGCAUUAAAAAACCUAUCAACAAAAUCUACAAUCACUUCGGUAGUCAAGUCCUUAGUAGCUCCGUGUAUUUAUUAGAAAUUAGUUUCAAAUUGCAAGAUAUCCUUCAAACUCACAGCACUCGCUUUGAGAGUUCAGUAUCAAUGUGAUAUCACAACAGAAUGCCCUUAAGCUUUAUGUUUAUUUUAUUUUAAUAGUAUUGUUUUUCCUCAUUAGUAAUGUAAAACAGAUCAAUUUAUAGAUUCAUUCAUUCACUUCCCAGUUCAUAUAUGCUGCUCAAAUCCACAGGUCUGAUACUCACUACGAAAAACGCUAGAUUAUAACACAUGCAUGUCAUUUUCAUACAUAUCUUUUUCAUAAAAGUAAGCCAUAUGACGAAAAUAAAAAAACGGCGGCUUUGAUAGUGCGUAUUUCUAUUAUUGUCAGAAAUGUUGAACUUGUCUCAAUAAUUAUUUCAAAAGCAUUUCAUGCACGAAACGUUUUCGAAAGAAUUCUGUUGGGCUGUAAUGAAGACAAACACUGUCCAUGGUCAUUUUUUUUUUCAAAUAGGCGUAACCAAUAUUAUAACGAAACUACUGAACCACUGUGUUACGAAAAUGGUGCAAAGCGAUCACUUUAAAUUAGAAAAGAUAGUAAAAAGGGCUAAUUUUAUGGAUACCCGUUCUUGUAAUGGACCAUAUUGUCACGCUCCGUAUCAUUCUGGAGCAGGUCAGUUCCAAGAGUCCCUUUACUUGGUAUUCAUUGACUACGAAAAAGCUUUCGACCGCCUCAAUCACGAGAAUAUGUGGGGCGCCCUGAGACGCAAGGGGGUUCCUGAGAAAAUCGAGGCACAGUACGAGGCCUUUUCAUGUAGAGUGCUGCACAAUGGAGUCUUGUCCGACUGUAUCCGGGUCGUAGCUGGUGUGAGGCAAGGAUGUAUUCUAUCACCGUUACUGUUCCUCAUCGUAAUCGACGAGAUUCUGGUAGGUGCGAUUGACCGUGAACCAAACCGCGGGCUGUUAAGGUAGCCUAUAACGACCUAAACGACUUCGAAUUGGCUGAUGACAUUGCACUCCUCGCUGAGCGGCGCCUAAUAUGCAGAGUAAGUUCAACAACCUUGCCGAGCGCUCCUCUUCGGCAGGCUUAGUCAUCAACGUCAACAAAACCAAAUCGUUGGAUGUAAACACGGUGACCCCUUUCAGUUUCACAGUAGCCGGACAACCAGUGGAGAAUGUUGAAAGCUUCCAAUAUAUUGGUAGCCAAAUGGCGUCAAACAGCGGUACCAAGAUCGACGUAGGCGCAUGGAUCAAGAAAGCAAGGGCUACCUUUGCGAGUUUAGGAAAUAUCUGGAAAAACAGGCACAUAAGUGAACGCACCAAAAUACGAAUUUUCAACUCUAACGUGAAAUCUGUGCUGUUAUACGCUAGCGAAACAUGGUGUGCAUCAGUGGAGAGCACUCAGGGGCUGCAGGUGUUCAUCAACAGAUGCCUGUGGUAUAUAAUUCGGGCCUGGUGGCCUCACAACUGGAUCUCAAACAACGAGCUCCAUCGUCGUUGUCACCAGAGGCCGAUAGCAACAGAAAUUUGGGAUCGGAAGUGGGGCUGGGUCGGCCACACUCUACGUAGGAGCGGAAACGAAAUCUGUAAACAAGCAUUAGACUGGAAUCCAGCAGGACAUCGCAGCAGAGGCAGAUAGCUGGACAACGCUCAGGAUGGAGAUCUUUCAAGUCGUCCCCUCGCACCACCGGAGGUGUACAGGAUCCAUAAGUAAGUUAAUAAGUUCUAGUAAUAAAAAUACGCUUCUAUAUUGGCCAUAUUGACUGAAUUAUUGUUCCUUUUUGUUCUACAUUGCAAAUUUAUAUAUAUUUGCAAAUUAGUUUUUGUUUUAGGUACGUUUAAUAUGAUUAUAUGUACGACUUUUAUUUCAGUAACAUAUGUUUCGGCCAAACAUGUCACAAAACCGAUUGAACUAUUUCGAUUUUUGGUUCAUAUUUUUAAGACCGGUGGCAUUUACAUCAUAAUAUGUGCCAUAGUAUUGGCUUCAAACGACAAAUAUUCGAAGUUCUGAUAAACAUUAUACUGGCCCAGCCUUGUAUUGAGAGAAAAAGUUAUCGACCCCCUAUAAAUUGGCUUUUGAGUGAGAAUUUUUCACUGAAAAUUUCACCUCAAUCCGCUGUUCCGUAAGUUGGCGCAUUUGAUGUGAAAUUUAUCAAAAAAAUGGGAUAAUACUACAAAAACUACAUACUUUUGCCAGAAGAAUAGCUUGGCAUAGAUUUUAUUUUAAGUUUUUCCAAUCUUAUAAUAAUGGAUACACGCCAAUUUGAAAAAAAUAUGUAUUUGGGACAUAUCGCAACGCUGUAAAAUUAAAAAAAAAUCAUACCCUCCCUCCUGCUUCGGUUAGUAGUAAGCACCGAAAAAAUAGUAUUGAUUAAACAAGGAGCACAUAAUUUUAUGUUUUUGUCAGUUCUCAUAUUUACGAGACAGCAUUAAUUUAAUGGUAUAAAUUGUAUGAAAUUUAUAAACAAGCAGUAUUGGGAAAUGAAUAAAUAACUUGAAAUAGCGUUAGACGCUACAAGCCAGUUUUAAAGUCUCCAAGCAGAGUUUUAGCGUGUAAAACAUAUUUUCAAUCUUUAAAUAAUUAUGUUAAAAAGAACAAUUUGACGCGAAAAUACUUUGCUUCGAUAAAGAAAACAUAGCUUAAUAGUAGUAAAGAAAUAGUUGAGCAAAACAACAAUUGAGAUUAUGAUUAGGCACGUAAUGACUGAAUUCAAUAUCCAAAAUCACAAUGCGAUUGAAAAUAUAAUCAUAAUCAAAGAGCAAAGAUGAUAUUAAAUUUAAAAAAUCUGGUGAAAUCAUGACAUGUAAAUGCAUUGUUUAGGAUAAGCUAGUUAUAGACAGUAUGGAAUAAGAAGCUUUAUAAUGUAACACAGGAAUGUUGUUUAAUAAAGUUGAUCGAUUACUACA